AUGUCCCGUGUAGGUGGUGCCUCGGCACGAUCCUUGACUCUGACCGAAGAGUUAGAGAAACUCGAACAAUCUAUUACCCUUACCCUUCAAGGCUUUCGAGCGCAUCGAAUUGUGACCUCAAGCAUACUGCCAGUAGUGGAGCAAUAUGCAGAACAUUCUAAGACAGUGUGGGAGGGAUCGAAGUUCUGGAAACAAUUCUUUGAGGCCAGCGCGAACGUCUCGCUGUCAGGCGUAGAAGAGCGAGAAGAGGAUGGCGAUCCUUCGUAUACCCAGUCACAUGAAAAUACAAGCACCUAUGGAGAUUCGACAUCACAGGGGGGCGACGAUACAUUGCCAGCACACAGAGAGGGCCAUGAUGCAUACGAUGAGACUGACAACUCUCUCUUGGAUGACGCCUCUAUUAGCGGAAGCACUCCCCGAGCUCCCCGUCCAAAGAGUUCGAUGGAUAGCGAGCCUAGAUUUGCCGAUUAUCCUUCCCCAUACGAGGAUUUGAAGCUGGAGCUCAAAGGCUCUUCGAAGAAGAAAAGCCGUGACGAUGAGACACGAGUUGAACCAACUACACCAGGAGCUCAGUCUCGAAUUCCGGAUAUGUCAAUGACACCAAACUCCUCCCCAUUUGACCCAACGACUUAUCUUCAAGCUACUGCCCAGCACCGACCCGGUGCCGACCCUCUCUUACACCGAGUUCUCGACAAAAACUAUAGAAUUCAAGCCACGCCUCAUGCUGCCCGCAAAGAGAAUAAAACUCCAGCAAAAGUUAAAACCCCGUUACAUAAGCCCUCAUGGAGGGAUGAAGGGUCUCCUAUGUCAUCCCCUCCAGAAGCAGCACCAGAGCUGCAUGCCGAGAUCUUCAGUUCGCCGAUUAGAAAACAGUAUAACAGAACUGCGCCUAGGACUCCUGGUAUCAGUGUCCAGACACCGGCCAAAGGAAGGGCAAACGAUUUCGCCUCAAAACCCUCAAAGAACGAUGAGAUUAGCUGGGAGAGUGACAGUGAUGAGGACGCCGAAGGAGUUUAUCGCGGGCUUGGAAUGAGCCCUCCGAAAACUAUCCAGUUCUCGUUGCCGCAAUCGAGACUAUUACAAACUCCUGCACGAGAGGCUAGCAAGAGAAUUGUCGAAGACUUGCUCACCACAGCUGGAGCGGGUGCCGAUGACACCGACGAACUAGACAGCCCAAGCAUGGUACCGAUGAGAGAUAACAUAGACGAUACUUUUUAA
Molecule: messenger RNA, 1218 nt
Organism: Venustampulla echinocandica
Lineage: Eukaryota; Fungi; Ascomycota; Leotiomycetes; Helotiales; Pleuroascaceae
Product: DASH complex subunit Ask1
Exons: 4
Coding region: 1-1218 (405 amino acids)
Biological process (GO): attachment of spindle microtubules to kinetochore
Cellular component (GO): mitotic spindle pole body; DASH complex; mitotic spindle
Source: RefSeq, a predicted model, not a curated record